GGUCUUUUGAGACAGGGUUUUUCUGUAACUUUGGAGGCUGUUCUGGAACUCACUCUCUAGACCAGGCUGGCCUUGAACUCACAGAGAUCCUCCUGCCUCUGCCUCCCAAGUUAUAGGAUUAAAGCCUGUCCCACCAGCCCAGCAUGAAUUAAUGUUCUUAACUGAUUGUUCAUGGUUCUCAUUGUUGGUUUUACUAGGGGAUCACUCCACCCCGUCUCUCUGCAGUCCCCUCCCCCACCCAAGAAGGAAACUACCUCAUUCACUAACUUACUUCAUGGAUAGGAAACUUGGGCCAUGGUUUCAGCCAUCUAUACAUGGUAUUUUCUUUUUUUAUUAGAAGGGAGUAAUGUGCCUUCAAUAUUCGUCUUCCCUCUCUAGCACAGAAUGUUUCCACUUCAUCUGCUUGUUACAUAGCCUUCUUUCCUUUUCCUGCCUUCAUCUCUACUCGUCCAGACUGACUCAUUUCAAGCUUCAUGACUUCAGGCCUCAGAGCAACAUUUGGUUUUUCUUCACAGCUUAAGGAAGUGCUUGCUCUUAAAGAUUUAUUGAGAGUCUGGCCCUGGCCAAGUUGUCCCUGUCCUGGCUUCUGCCCAUACUUACCAGCUGGCUGCUCCAGGGUCCUCUGCCAUCCCCUAGGUGAUCUCUUCAGCCUCUAGGCUUUAGUGUCCAUUGUAGGCUGAAAAUGUCUCAUCAACUUCCAUUCAGAUCUUACUCCCUACCCACUUCCCCUCUGUAAAUGGCAACUCCACCUGUGCAGUUCUAACUACACCCUAGCCUUACGUCCUACUUUGAAGCCAAUUUGUUGCCAUCUCUUAAACUGUAAAGUGGAUAAAGAAACCAGCAUCUCGCUGGCUCUACUUUCCAUUAGUUUCCUGGGCUUAGGCCAACUGGUCCUCUGUCAAAUGAGAGCAGUCGCCUCCUCACUAGGCUCCUGGUUCUGUCUUUCCUCCUUCAUUUGGGUUCUGAAAAAACCCUUUUAAAAUGUAUGAGCUUUCCUCAUCAAAAUUCUCAGAAAUCCCUUAUAGUGGUUCUCCAUCUCAGUCCGCCCCGUGGCCCGGGUUCUGUUUCCUCCUCCUGGUAACAACAGUGUCUUCCUAGCCCUAUUUAAAUCUGCAGCAUUCCCUGUAGUACCAGCGGUCUUAACCCACUCCUCCUGUAAGCAGGAUGCUUCCCAGGGCUGAGGAAAUUGGUAGCUAAGCACUCUGGUUUUGAGACAGGGCCCCCUAUGUAGCCCAGACUAGCCUGAUCUCUUGAUUCCCCUGUCCCACUGUAUUACAGGCACCUAGCACUUUUAUUUAAUGUUAAAUCCCCGGUGCCUCUUAACUCUAUAACCUAGAACAUGCCCAAUAAAUUUUAUGAAUUAGUACAAGUAACUAUAAUGCCAUCCGUCAUUGUGAUGUAAAUUAACUCAUGUUCGGUACACAAUCUCGGAGGCAGGCAGUUUCCUAUUUUACUGAGGCUCAAAGAAUUUGCUGUGUGCGGGAGACCAAGGUUUCCCCUGGGGCCUCUUAAGGCUGACCUGUCCUCCCUCUCCCUGCAGGUCGCCAGCCAGAUGCCAGCGCCGUCGGCCGACCCGGCGCGGCCCCACGCGUGCCCAGACUGCGGCCGCGCCUUUGCGCGCCGCUCCACACUAGCCAAACAUGCGCGCACGCACACGGGCGAGCGCCCCUUCGCGUGCACGGAGUGCGGCCGGGUACGCAUGCGCACACUGCGGCCGUCGCUUUGCGCAGAGCUCCAAUUACGCGCAGCAUUUGCGCGUGCACACGGGCGAGAAGCCUUACGCGUGCCCGGACUGCGGACGAGCCUUCGGCGGAAGUUCGUGCCUGGCGCGCCACCGACGCACGCACACGGGCGAGCGCCCGUACGCAUGCGCCGACUGCGGCACGCGCUUCGCUCAGAGCUCGGCGCUGGCCAAGCACCGGCGCACAGCUAGUAAAUGGCACAGCAAGGACAAGGGAAUUGGCAAUCACAGUCAGGUUUCGCCAGAACUGUGA
Cricetulus griseus (Chinese hamster) is the source of this 1994-nucleotide messenger RNA. The record is from RefSeq and is a predicted model, not a curated record. Lineage: Eukaryota; Metazoa; Chordata; Mammalia; Rodentia; Cricetidae.